AUGGGUGCAACAACCGAACAUGUCCAGGGACGGUCUGCUCUCAUCCUCUACGGCACAGAAACCGGCACCUCGCAGGAUUUUGCUGAAGAGAUCAGCCGCUGUCUCGAGCGACUUCGAUUCAACACAGACGUCGCAGGCCUGGAUGAUGUCAAAUACAAUCAUCUGAGCGCCUAUACCUUCACCGUCUUCGUCAUUUCCACAACUGGCCAGGGUGACUUCCCCGACAAUGCUCGGAAAUUCUGGACCAGUCUCCUUCGCAAGAAGCUUCUUCCCACCACCCUAGCGGGUAUCAGAUAUGCCCUAGUUGGACUCGGGGACAGCUCUUAUCCCAAGUUCAACUGGGCUGCGAGGAAAUUGGACAAACGACUGCGACAACUCGGGGCCACUCCGGUCAUUGACCCAUGUGAAGCUGAUGAGCAAGGGGAUGAAGGGACAGACGGCUCUUUCCUGGCAUGGCUGGACCUUUUCCGCAAGACUGUGUUGGAUACUUUCCCACUACCAGAAGGUGUUACUACCUUAUCAAACGAAGUCCUCUUACCCAGCAAAUACCGCUUGGAGGGUGUCCUAACAGGAUCUCAAUCCGUCGAGACACCAUCGAGCGCCGACGGAGUAGAUCUCAACGCCACGAACACUUCUGCCAACUCUUUCGCUGCCGUGUUAGAGGUGAAAGAGCGAGUAACGCCAUCCGACCAUUGGCAAGAUGUCAGGUUCAUGAGACUGAAAGCCAGCGGAAGGAUCGAAUACAUGCCGGGCGACGCUCUGGCCAUCUCCCCUCGAAACAUGCCCACAGAUGUAUCGUUUCUGAUUGAACGCAUGAAUUGGCAUGCAGCUGCCGAUAUACCGAUACGUCUCAUCUCAACUCGCUCAAAUAAAAACAAUCUCUCGACCCUCCAUCCCAUAUUCACCCGUACAGAUCUCACCCUCCGCACCCUCUUGACCGAAUACCCAGACAUCAACGCCAUCCCUCGACGAUCCUUCUUCGGUGCCAUCGCGAACUACACCAGCAAUGAGAUGCAUAAAGAGCGACUUUUGGAAUUCACCGAUCCACAGUAUCUAGACGAGUACUACGACUAUGCCACUCGGCCGAGACGAAGCAUGAUUGAAAUCCUGCAGGAGUUCGACUCCGUCCAGAUUCCAUGGCAGGAAGUGACGAACAUCUUCCCGCCUCUGCGGCUACGCCAGUUCAGCAUCGCGAGCGGCGGCGCGUUGAAAUACACCCAAGACGGCAGGGCAACCAUUUUCGAGCUGUUGGUGGCCAUCGUUAAGUAUAGGACCGUCAUCAAGCGCAUCCGUGAGGGCGUGUGUACGAAAUACCUCGCACAGCUGCCGGUAGGAACGACGCUGCAGGUCUCUUUGAAGACAGAAGGUCGCUUCUCCAAAACCUCUGGUCUGGAGGAUUCAACUCAUAUCCUUGUCGGCGCCGGUACGGGUAUUGCGCCGCUGCGUGCGCUGAUUCACGAGAAGAUACAACAUGGUCAGCUCUGUGGUAGAACCGCGCUGUUCUUCGGCUGCCGCAACGAGAAGGCCGACUAUUUCUUCCGCGAUGAGUGGGCUGCUAUACAGCAACAGUUGCAGGCUCAAAGUCAGACACGGGAACAAAUAUCAGAGACUAACGCCACAGCUGACGUCGGAUUUGAAGUCAUCCCGGCAUUCUCGCGCGACCACAAGUCCAAGGUCUACGUGCAAGACCAGAUCCGCGAACGGAGCGACCUGGUAUGGAAAUACCUGCGCGACCAAUCCGCAACUAUCAUCGUAUGUGGCUCCUCCGGCGGCAUGCCCAAGGCAGUACGGCAGGCUAUUGUCGAUGCGCUUGUCCAUCAAAGUCGGCUGAGAUCGGAGGCUAAGACAGCAUUGCAUGACUCUGCGACCUCCUCCUUCUCCGCGGUAAAUUCUGCGCGCGAGCAGCCUGACGAUGGCGGGGACGAGGACGACGAGGGACCAAUCCAGACCGAAGCUGAUGCGGAAUCCUAUCUCGCCAGACUGGAAAAGGUGGGACGAUAUAAGCAGGAGACAUGGUCAUGA
This is a messenger RNA of Capronia coronata CBS 617.96, 2022 nucleotides long. RefSeq lists its product as uncharacterized. Gene Ontology annotation, molecular function: FMN binding; NADPH-hemoprotein reductase activity; flavin adenine dinucleotide binding. The record is from RefSeq and is a predicted model, not a curated record. Gene Ontology annotation, cellular component: cytosol. Lineage: Eukaryota; Fungi; Ascomycota; Eurotiomycetes; Chaetothyriales; Herpotrichiellaceae. The coding region runs from base 1 to 2022 and encodes 673 amino acids. The transcript has a single exon.